GGAUCGUGUUUCUCCCACAAUAAGUGAUAUGGAAUAGGUUGGGAAGCUAAUGGAGAACUGCCUUGCUGAGAUAGCCUCCGAUUGUAACUUAUCUGUCGCGAAAUUCAUUAGUCUUGCUGAACUUAUUCCAGAGCAAUCAAGGGCUCAUCCUACUCAAAGUGACCUGGAGAGGGAGAAAGUUUGCAGCUUGAUGGACUGUAAGAAGCUUUCUCGAGAGGCCUGUGUUCAUGCCGCACAAAAUGACCAGCUCCCCUUUCAAACAGUAGUUCUAGUGCUUUACUAUGACCAACAGCACCUUCACGAUGGUUGUGGAGAAUAUUUCAUAUGUAUAAUCAAUCAGUAG
Messenger RNA from Mangifera indica (mango), 343 nucleotides. Its product is annotated as BTB/POZ domain-containing protein SR1IP1-like. The transcript has 3 exons. NCBI's taxonomy places the organism in Eukaryota, Viridiplantae, Streptophyta, Magnoliopsida, Sapindales, Anacardiaceae. The record is from RefSeq and is a predicted model, not a curated record. The coding region runs from base 50 to 343 and encodes 97 amino acids.